Pocillopora meandrina is the source of this 15162-nucleotide messenger RNA. NCBI's taxonomy places the organism in Eukaryota, Metazoa, Cnidaria, Anthozoa, Scleractinia, Pocilloporidae. The record is from the annotation of a GenBank genome assembly.
CUCUGCUGACUCAGUGUUGUGUCAGUGAAGUUGAUAUGAGAGAAGAAAAACUUCAAUAAAACUAAAUUAAUUCUCGAAUGCACUCCUUUCUCUUGACCAAACAUGACAGAGAGUCAGGAAUGUGAUGACCAGAUGUUAAUCGAGGACGACGGGCUUCGCUGUGUUGUCAAAAUGGAACCUGAAACAAGGGAGAUUUCAAAGAGAAUCAUCUUGUUAAUAGCGUGCUUGAGUGCUCUGUGUGACUGCCUUCUGUUGUCUGUAAUCGGUAUUUAUGGACAGUUUAUUUUUUGGUUAUUUUCUACCUCUUUCAUCAACUCAUUAACGCGUAAUUUUGGCGAGCGUGCUUAGUAUUUUGAUUUUAACGACACUGGUAGGCUGGGGAGAGAAAGAAAUUUGUACCGGGGGGGCGGUCGACGGUGAAAAAUAAGGAGGGGGGGGGGGGGUGGGGAAGUGAAGAUUACCCAUGCCUGAAGUCAUUGUUAUUUUGCAGAACUCUGUUUGUGGGUGAACAAACAUGUGUUUUUUUUUUGUCAGAAGACAGUGCUUCCGGUUUUUAAUGUAACUCAUUUUGAUUGGUUUAUUGCUAAUUUCCAGAAAUGCAGUGACGCGCAACUAAUUAUGGGGUGUUUUGCUUUUCAACAGUCUCUUCAGGCAGGCGUCUUCUUGCCUUUCCUCCACCCCCUACCCCUCCCCCUACUGUCCACUCUAACUCCAAACCAAACAUGGCCAGUUGGAUAAAUGAUUGGGAGCUUAUAACAUUGGCUGGUGCUAAUAAGAUGCCUGUACUGUAGGCUACUCAUAAUGCUGAGGAAGGGGUUUGUUCAGCUUACAUGUUUCCUUACUUUCCUAAUUUUUAAUCUGGCCCUCAGAGGUGAUUUACAUGUAAAUUCUCCUUGGGACUCCAAUAUGUUAUUAUGUUUAAGGUAAUGAGAACAAGUAAGCUUAUCAUCUAGAGGAUGUUCUCUUGAUAUGAUCCCUAAUUCCUCUGUCUUACUUAAAAGAAACUUAUUUAGCUGUUCCCCAGAGAACACUUAAAGAUCACAAUAAUUUUUUUAAAAAAAUUUUUAGUUUUUUGUUAAGUUUAGCCAGUGAGCUACACUUCUGCAAACAGGAAGUUGUAUCACACAUUGUAUUUCUCAAACAGUAAAAAACACAUUGCUACUGGUAUGAAAAGGUGCAGUUGGUUGUGUUAACAAAACUCCCUAAUGAAUUGUGUUUUAGUCACACUAACCAGGUAGGAGAAAUAAAAAAAGGUUGUACAACUACCUGUUUGCAGAAGUGCAGCUUCUUGGCAUAACUUAACAAAAAGUCAUUUCUGUGACUCCCAAGAAAUAAAUUCAUAGAAAUGUUAUCACAUAAAGGAAAGGGCAUGGUUUUGAAUUUGCUUGGCUUUAUGGGAUUAGGGAGCCUUUCUUGAUUUCUGCUGUGGCUUAUGCCUUUGAAAAAUAACUCGCACUGUUAUGAGAAACUCUUUCAAAUUUCACACUUUCCUGAGAUUGCAAAAAUAUUUGGAUUCAUUAAUUAUGGUUAUGUGUUUUGUCUUUCUGCAGUACCAAUUAUACCAGUAUAUUUGGAUGUAACUGAAAUACCAACAACUAGACCACAGAUUGCUGCCAACUCAACAAGCAACAAAACAUUUGCAACUGUUUCCCCACCAACAGUAAUAGAUUCAUCCAUGGAUCUCAAAAUUGGGGCUCUAUUUGCAUCCAAAGCCUUUGUUCAGGUUUGUUCUUUCGAUUUUAAUUGAGGUUGUAAAGAGUACCUUAGCACCUAAUCCUUUAUCCUGAAUAUCAACUCUUUUCUAUGGUAAAUGCUUUCCAAAAUAGCAAAUUUACUAAAUUACAAUAUGGGAUUAAACACAAUAUUUGUUUUAAAUUGUAAUGUUUCGGGGUAACCAUUAAAUAGUCUUCCACACUGUUGCAGCAGUGAUCUCAAGAUCUCAUUGGUAAUUCUCUCUACUGUCUGCUGUACAGUUCUUAAAAUAUUAGUUUGGGGAAUGUUGGUAUUGGAUCAAUUAAUAAUCUCUAAUUGAUAUUUUUCUUUAUUCUCAUUACUUGUCUGCUUGACAAGGUUUCGAUAUUAUAAGGAGAAAUUCUGUCAUGGUCACCCACGGGACAUUAAGGGUUUAAAGACCCGUAUCCAUUAAACAUGACAAAUGCAUUUUGAGAACCUCCCUAACAUAUUGCUGCAGAAAGCCAUUCAUCCUAAAUAUUAUUUAUUAUGUGGUGUUAUUCUGUGAGACCAAAAAAUCAAUUUUAUUCAAUUAGUAACAAGAAUGUAAAGUGCAAAUCUAAAUUUAUUUUCUGUCAUCUUAUGGAUGCUAUUGAUUUAGCUGAAUUUAGUAAAUAAGAUACCAUAGAUAUUAAACAGCAUGUUUUGCCAAGAAGAUCAUCUUGAACCAUUCAAUAAUAAUUUUACCUGUACUAUCUUACAGAUUAUGGUGAAUCCAGCAGCAGGGCAUCUAACAGAAAGGUAUAAGGAAACUGGUUAAAAAAAUUAAUUAUGAUUUUAUUAUUAAGUUUCAUAAUUUUCAAUAAUGUGAUUACAUCAUGUAGGUAUCACCUUACUCACACUUUUGAAAAAAAGUUCAGGUUUUCUCCAAAGCCUGAUUGGAUUCAUUCAAUUAACCUCUCAAAUGAAUUCACUUCUUUUAUAUGAAAGAAGGUUUCUUCAUUCAGAGGUGAUAACUGCUCUGUUUCAAAACUGAGAGGAAAUUCUUGCACAUAAUGACUAAAAGUUGUGGAAAUGUACACCCUUUGAUUCAAAUGGUUGAUUAUGAGUUACCUGUUAUAAUUUUAAUUUGCAGAGUGGGUUACAGCAUCCCAUUAUACAGUGGUUUUUGUGUCUUAUUUGUAUCAACUCUGGGUAAUAACUUUAUUCUGGAGUUUUACUUAGUACAUGUACUGGCUCAUGUGAGCAACCCAUCAAUAUGAAUAUUAAAUGCAAGCAGACAUAUAUCCUAAUACCCCAUUCUCACUGGCAAAACAUGUUUGGUGAAACUGGGUUUGGCUGAUCAAGAAUCAGAAACAGAGAUCUGAAAAACUGAAUUUUUCAUAGGUUGCAAUACAUGUAGUCACUGAAUUUUAUUCCAAUGUGUUCAAUUUUAAGUCAAUCAAGUUCAGUUUAAGGAGCUACUAUGAAGAAAAUAAUUUUUAUUUUACUGUGUUUGACAAAAGAGCCUUUAAAAAAUGUGUUUACAAGCUUUGAUCACUGUAUUACACUAUUAGCAUUUCCUUUUUGUGUGUGGUUUUACAUGUACGUGGUGUAAAUUCAAAUCAUUUUGAUUGCCAAUUUAGUAUUUGUCCACCACAGUUAAAGGUAAACUGUCUUAUGAUCUACUGUAAAUGUCUGUUGCGAUUUGAUUCACUCAUUUGGGUUGUGUAGAUUUGUCAAAGUAUGUAUCCCUUGCCAUAAGGAUUUUUCUUUUGCAUUUAGUGUAUGGCUUUGCAUCAGGAUAUUGGCUUCUCUUUGUAGCAAGGGCCAUUCAGGGGUUAGGAUCUUCUUUUGUUCUCAUUUCUAGUAAGUGAUUGUGUGCGUAAGUAAUUUUAUUGUCAACUAAAGCAGUAGACUGCACUUUCUAUUGGUUUAUUGGGCCAGGCUUUAUAACCCAUGCAGGAGCUUGGGAGAACGCUGUCUAGAAAAGUUUGUUUAUCACAAGCAGAAGGCAGGGGAUUUACAAACUCUCUUCAUGUUGUCUCAACAUUCCAAGUGGCUUAUUACACUGGUGAACCCAUGGAAAGUGCAAUCUUGCUCUUCUGAAAUACAUUUACAACAAAAACCAAUUACAUUGUAAUUUUCUAGGUUUUUGACUAAUCCAGUCAGUUGGAGUAUAUCAGUUAUUUCAGAAAAGUUGAAGAAGCUUUGCCAGUAGUAGAAGCAGUUUCCUCACCUUUUUUUGUUGUUUCUUUUUAUUGGUCAUCAGCACAUAAUUAUUUUCUGAUGACUGUGAGUGUUAAAAAUUGAAACUGAAAAGUAUGUUCCACCUGCUAAAAAUGGAUAUCUGUACAGUACUUUGGCAUUAUAAAAAUAACUAAGAACCUUAAUGACAAAGGAAGAGUUUUGUAUGAAACUAGUAGGGCUUAUCUAUGGUUAUGAAGCUGUUUGCUUGUCUAAAUUUUUGUUUGUUUGACUGAUAUUUUAAGGUUUAGCAAUGCUUGCAGCUGCCCACCCUGAUGAUAAUGAACGUGGGACAGCAAUAGGUAUAGCAAUGGGAGUGACAGGCCUUGGUGUUCUAGGUAUGUAUUAGUGAACUAGUAAAGCUAUCAAUUAUGUUCUUAAAGAUAGUUUCCCUGAAGUUUUCUAAAUCAUUUCUCUAUUAGAGGAAUGCUGGUGGACUGUGAUGAUUUGGGCUUCUUUAAUUUUUCUCUCCAGUGUGACAGAUUCUUAUAAAUUAGAUGCUUACUCAUCUGGUAAACGGUGGUCAUGUUGCCAUGGUAUUAUGUAGUAACAGUGUGAUCAUAGCUAAGCAGUGCACAUUGAUACAACAACAUAUUUUUAACUGAUAUGGGGGAUCCUACAAAUCUGUCUAAAGCAUAAGGAAAUAUAUUAGUACGGCAGUAACCCUUUUACUCCCAAGAUUUGAUUGACCAAACAUUAAAUUCUAGGGAACUUGGUGAGUGCUAAUAGUCCUAGCUCUUCUUUGGUUUUAUGACUGAAAAUGUUCUCUUCACAUUUGUAGCCGGGCCCCCCUUCGGAGGAUUGUUUUACAGUAUUGGAGGCAAGGGCCUUCCAUUCUUUAUACUUGCUGGUUUCAUUUUUUUAACAUUUGGUUAGUAUAAUUAUGUUUUUAUUGAUGGUUCCCAUCAUUUUUUAAAUUGUCUUAUUAUGAACACAACCUAGUUCUGGGAGGGUCACUUUUAUAACUUCCCCCUUGUGACAGGUAACCCUUAAAUAUGAGGAAAUUGUUACUCCAAGGUUACAAUUUGUGCUAAACAAAAUCAAGGCAGUAUAUAAUCACUAAAUAUCUUAUCUAUUUGGAAAAUUGAUAUUAGAGUUUGAGACUAUUAAUGUAAAGGUUGUUUGUAUCACUAAUAGGUUAGUAAACUUACAUUCUGAUAUAGAAAUUUUCUAUACUGCAUUUUGAAUUAUCAGCUUAAUAGAUUAUUUACUUAUUGAUGAAAUAUGUGUUGUUUGGCUAGGUGUGGGUGGUUAAAGCAGAAGAAAUGUUUAGUCUUAUCAUAAUUCAAUUUUCAUUUGUCACUGUGAGACAUAUUCUAAUUAAAUUGAGUAUUUUUUAUAUAGUAAGCAGUACUCUUGAAUUUAAUCCCAGAAAAAAAUAAUUUUAAAAAAUUAGCAGAGUGGUCUAUAAACAUCCAAUGUUUAGUUCACUUUAAUUAUUUUCUUUCCUUAGUAUUGGUGGCUAUUAGUCGGAAGCCAGUUAUGCCAAAAGAUGUAAGUUAUGAUGAAAUUCAUCAUUCAUGCUGAAGUAUUCUUGAUAAGGCUUAGUAUCUUUAACUACGCAUUGAACAGAGCCUGAUAUAGUUAAAUGGUUCUUGGAAAUGGAUGCUUAUGAGGAAUAUUCAGGACAAAAAAGUAGGGGUUACAUUAAUCUAAUGUAUGUGAAUGAUACCCAAAUCUUUAAAAAAAGACUAAGUGAUGUGAACUUUUGUUUUAUUGUUUGACAAACUCAGUAAAAUCCAAAGGACUUCGACCUUUUGAUAAAUUGGAUAUUGUAGAUUUUUACAAAUUAUGGAAAAAGCAAAAAAAAAAAUUUUUCUAAAUUGAAACUGAUUAAAAAAACAAUAUCAAUAACAUUAUUUUCAAUGAUAGCUGACAAAGCUGUCUUUAACCAUGUUUGGAAGUUUCUUAGUGCUGAUGUUUCAACAAUUAUGACAAGUAAAUCUUCCUCUCCUGAAACCAAAUGCUGAAGUUAUUUUACAACAGUAAAAAUUUGAUUUGAAGUAGAUGUUUAUUUGUAGACAGUAAAACCCACCCUCAAGGACUUGUUGUCAGAUCCUUACAUUCUGAUUGCCAGUGGUAAGUUGGGUUAAGGAAAUGUGUUACUUGUAGUUUGAAGGAGGCCAGCAGGGAUUUUUUUUCAAAACUGAGCCUCUGAUUGAUUAAGAAAACUUCAAAAUGCUAGCAUCAAGUUUUCACCUCUCCUCACCUACAGUUUUAAUUACAACAAUCACCAUUAAGUUUUGAAAUGUGUGACUCACAACACUGAAGUUUAGAAUGCAUGGGGAUAAAGAAAUAAUGGUAGUUUUAUUUUCACUAACUGGCCACAAGAGUUAUAAAAUAAUCUUUUUCUUAUUCUAUGAGAUCUGGAAGCAGUAUAUCAGUAGCACAUAAGUUUGACAGUUUAUGUGUCUGCCAAGCAAAGUUUUCUUUCCUCAAAUUGUACCAAAUGACUCUCUUCAUCAUAUGGACUGGUACAUCAUUUUGCCAGACUGAGUACUCUUUGCAUGUUUUAAAGUAUGCUCCCAAAAUUCUGAAUUGUGUGAUUCAGAAAGCAGAGUGUGAGAAGCAUACCAGUAGUUUUACUAUCACUAACCAGCUGAAAAAGAGUUACCAAUCUGUCAGUGACUAAUUUUAUUCAAUGGAAUGUGACAGCAGGACAUUAAACCUAAUACCCCUAAGAGUGAAUAGCAUCUAAUAUCUACUUACAGUAUCACCACCUAAUCCAAUAUUAAGGUCAUGAGAGUAAAGGAAAUGGUUGCCAACUAGAGAAGCUCUGGAUUAUGAAGCAAAUUCUCCUCACCAGUACCUUAGGAAAUGUAUAGGGAACAGUAUGAAGAAUUUGCAUACUGAUGUUAGGGUGGGAAGGGAUAAAGCACAAAAAUUAGUUGUAGACAUUUUACAUCACUCUACCUUUUAACUGUUGAAGAGUAUGCACCCAAUUUCUGGAUAUCAAACUGAGGAACCAAAUUGUUUGAUCUUAAUGACCAUUAUGUCAAAUUUCCCAAUUUUAAAUAUGUAAGAUGUUCUUGAGAAUUUUUCUGGUCAUCUUGAGUAAGGAGAAACAUAAUGUGAUUAUGACGUGUUAUCUGUUGGUAGGUGCUGUAUGUUUCUGCAACAUGUCAUUUGCUCUGCUAGAACCGACAUUACCAAUAUGGCUGUUAGAAACUAUGGAUGCCAAGAAAUGGCAGAUAGGUAAGGAAAUGAAGUUACAGUUAACCCCUUCCCUUGCUUGGGGGUGGGGCAUAUAAAUUUCUAGGACCUGCAAAUAAGGGGGCUAAAGGAGAUGAAGGCUUUUUAGAGAUGGGGACUCCUUAUUGAGGGAAUUUUACCAAGUGCCAAAGUGUGAGACAGUAUUCUCCUUCUGCACCGUUACCCAGGUUUUACAAAUAACUAGUGCCCAUCUUUGGUUUAUGUGAUCAGAAAAGAAAGUGUGCUAUUAAAUUUAACAGGUGUAAAUUAAGAAGUCUGUUGGAAGAGGGAUAAAAGAUAGCCCAAUAUGUCUGAACCUGUGUAGCCCAGCUGCUUUUCUUACUGACUGUCCUUUUAUAGCUUGACUUCAUCUGCUUGACUUUUUUUUUUCUUUGAAUAACACUGCCGAACAGAAGAGUUUUUCCAUUGUUGCAAGUAAACUUCAUUUAAACUGCGGCCAAGAAAAGGAAGUUUAUGGUUUCACAUUUUUUUUCCUUGAAAGUUUGCCAUUAUAACCCUUUAUUUCAUAUACAAGAGCCAGCUCUCCUUAGCUUGGUCCAAAAUUUUGUAAUAUUUGCCACAGGGAAUGAAUGGAAGUUAUGUGUAAUCAAUCUGAAAAUGAUCUGUUAAAAAAAUUUAUGGUUUUUCAUUUUACAGGUCUUAUUUUCCUGCCCUCUACUGGAGCAUACCUUAUAGCAACACCACUCUUAGGAAAACUUGGCAAUAUCAUCGGCAGGUCUGUAGGAGUGAUGCUAUAUGUUUUAGAUUGCUUUUGUCAUAACUUGAUUUCAGAAAAAGUUGUUAGGGAGAUCAGACUGCUGACUUAUAAUGGUAAUAGGACCCAGUGGAGUCCAAUUUGGUCCGUAAUCGUAGCAGUGAUUAACAAAAUUUGAUGACAGCUAAGCGGGAGUCUGAUUUUUCAAUAAUGAGUAUGACAGAAAGUCCUUUUAGCAAUCAAUCAUAAUUGUUACAAUUUCCAAAAACAACAAAUACUUUUAGGACAAAUAUGUGCAGUGGAGACAAUGUCUAAGUAAAAAAUUCCUCAACUUUGGAAAUUCUACAAUUUUUUUAGGAUAAGUGCUUGUUGUUAUGGUUAUUACUAUCAAUUCUGUGAUUGGAGGAUUUGACUGACAGGACUGUCAGCCAACUGUCCGAUUACGCUGUCGGAUUACAACUCUAGAGAAUGAUUAGUGAACAAUAAAGCAGCUAAUGCACCAAUCACAUUUGAGGAAAUUGUAAUGGUUAUGGUUAAUAAAUGAACGAGAGUGAUAUUGGCAGUAAUGAACACUACUUAAGCAGCAGUGAACAUAAAGCUUCGGGUUCAUAGUGAACCAGUUAAAUGCCCAGCUUCCAGUUGGUAGAGCACUACACCGGUAUCGCAGAGGUCGUGGGUUCAAAUCCCGAAUUUUUUUUCAGGCUUUAUUUACUGCUUAAGUAGAGUUUAUUACUGUAAAGAUCACCCUCAUUCAUUUAACAUAUUUUAUUCUGGACGAUCACUUGGGUUAAAAUGGAAAAAUUGUGAGCAGCGGAAAGACAAGUGUUAUCCUAACUCAGGAGUGAACUUCUUCUAUUUUGUCUAUUUUAGGUGGCUUGCAUCUCUGAUUGGACUUGUGUUGGUUGCUGUUAGUUUAUUUGUGGUGAGUAUUUCCUUUCCAAUUUAAUUCAAAGCUUCAAAGUUACCAAGGCAUGUUACUAUCGCAUUUAGCAGCCUGAGCCUUUUUCUGUACUACUUUCAGAUGAUCCGUACUUUCUGGUUUCUAAAUGGUGUACUGAGUAUAGGCUUUUCGAAUUAAGUAAAGACAAACGUGAGAAGAAUCUCACUGAAAAGUGGAUAUGGCAGGCACAACCUAGCCUUUUUUUUGCCGAUCGUGUGGAGUCUUCAUCCGAAAAAUUCCUGCAGGGAAAAAAUCCUGCAAAAUAAAUCACCACAAAACCUUUACCUCCACCUGCAAACUAGGCAGGGGGUUUUUAGAGAAGUUUUUUGUUCAAUUUGUUGUCGGUGUUAUUACCCUCUAAGAUUGUUAAGCUGGAAUUGAGUGAUAUUUAUCUGAUGGUUAACGAGCAAGCUCUUUCGCAGGGUGAUUCAUUCUCUCCUCUCUCCCGUGAGGAGAGUCAGAAGGAAACUCAGAAGCAUAUAACUCAGAAUAGGUUAUAUACUUCUGGUGGUAUAGAGCGUGUUGUAAAUCAUCAAGUGAAGAAAGGUGAUGUGCUGUGCUUCGUUCUUUUUUACUUGUUCAUCUUCUUGAACAGAAAGAUCGCCAGCAAGUUGCAAGUAGCAGAAAUUUCGGUUAUUACGACCCGUACACUUUUGUUUCUGCAGAAAUCAAAAUAUCGAACAUCCGCUUGAUAGCACUCACAAAAGCUUUCGUGCUUCACGAUAGUAUUGAUAAGCGGCGGUUUCCUGUUUCAUGGAUCGUCGCUUGCGAGACUCCACAAUGUCCUGUAGAGUGCCAACACCUUCAUUGAGAUUAAUCAUUUCAUCAAGGAAUUUCCUUAAGUGAGGGCAGAUUUUCCUUGUCACGGAAUGGACAGUUAUUAAGAUAAACACAUCAUUGAUGCUUUCCCAUCAGCUGUUCUGUAUUUUUACACAUUGUUCACAGGUUCCGGUUGCGAGGACCCUGGCUGUUCUUGUAGCCCCGCUGUUUGCCCUGGGCUUUUGUAUCGGUGAGUUAAGGCCGGAUGUGAUUCAGUUCAUUUUUCACCUUUUAUGUUUUCCAUGCGCCUUUUCUCAUAAGGGAGUUUGUGCGGAAGUUCAAACACGGCAGGUGGUAAUAUUAGGGACUUCGAAAAAAACACAUCUUGCCCUAAAGAUAUCAAGUUUUACUUCCGAAAGAGAGGGAAACAUAUGUUUUUUCAGUGCGGUUUGUUUUCAGUCAUUAGCAACUUCAAUUUUCUUUAAAAUUUUUCCCGACAUGAUACAAAUUUAGAUAAGGACGUAGAGCAAUUUAAAGGUGGACCUACCAGUGAGAGGAUCUGUUCUCGAUCAAUAUUCCAUCGUGGGUUAUUUUUGUACUCAGUUAAACUAAUCGCUGUUUUCAUUAUAGAUUUUUAUCGCCUUGUGAGCACGAGAUAUGAUAUUUUGUCAUUAGUUACCAUCGUGAAGGGUAAUUUAAUGGAGGUUAAGUGUGCAGUGAAGUGAUUCAAGAGGAACCCGCUGUGAUGUGAUUCGACCAUGGCACGCAACUUUGUGGAGAAGCGGAGAAAACAUUAAACUUUCAGUCUUAAUAAGGGCAGACUUUUUCGUAACCAAGCACUAUUUUAUGCAGUGGAUUGUAAUGGGGUUGCUUCAGUUAGAACCUUCCACUGUGGAGAAGGAUUUUUUGCUUAAUUUUUGUUGUGAUGGGGUUGGCUCAGUGGGUUUCGUGGGUGUCUAUUACUAAGUUGUGACACGCAACUAAAUCAUUCAUGACAGUGUAUUUCAAUUCAACAAAAUGAAUACUCUCAAGACUAUUUAAGAUAAUUACUGAAGUCAAAGUUGUUAUUUCAAGAUGUCAUAAUUUGUGAGUGUGCGUGUAAUUGUGUGUGUCAAGCAGAGUAACUUAACAAAGGAGUCUAAACAAAGUAUAUUAUUAGUGUCGUGGCAAUGGAUGUGAGUUAAGAGAACCGCGGUGGCAUCGCCUGGGGCUGGUGCCUUUUAAUAGCUUAAUUACUGAAUAGACAGUACUCUUUUGUAAUGUAAACGAAACCUCUUAUUACUUGAUGGUGUGUAGGAAUGGUUGAUGCGUCCAUGGCUGCCACCUUGGCCUACCUUGUGGACAUCAGGUAAGUGUUAAUAGGAUCGUUAAUGAUUUCAUCUCCUUGUUUUUGUGUGACUGCAAGUAGAUACACCGAGAGGGCGAUACACUUAAGACUUAGAAGGUCAACUCCUAACGUCUUCCCUCCCGUCCCCCCUACCGCUUUCCCUCCCCUACCCCCUAGCGUUUCCCGCCCCUAAUCCCUCCCCCUUCCCUGUAACGCAUUCGUGUGCCCCCAAAAAACGAAUGAAGAGUAUUUCUAAGACAUGGCUUUCUUCAUGCCUUGGAGAAGUUACUGUGAUUUGUUUUCAAACGUUGGUUGUUGAAAUGUUUUUUUUCUUUUAUUGUCUUGAGCCGUUUGGCCCAUGUUUGCAAAUUGAUGUGCUUUCUUUAGCUACUUACAUGAUUACUGAUACCCUGAGCCAUAUUUGAGCGACAUUUUUAAAUCAGGUGCUGAUGUAAAGGGCACCAUUUUAACCAUAAGAUAACCUUAACCUCUGUUUCCCCUGACCACAUUUGCUAAAGCACCUUUACAUUGCCUCUUUAAAGUUACCCACCCGAGAUUACUUGCCAUUAGGCGAUAACUGUACUUUGUGCAUACUGAGCGUUUUUUCGGAAUGAAUUCUAAACCCAGAUUUAAAUUUUUGUACUUUUAUUCCUGAAACUGAACGUCUGUAAACGACUUUUGGUACAGUUCUGUUUUCACUAUCACUAAAGACAUUGAGUUUUUACCUUAAUCAGCAGUGCUAUUUUCUCCCCUUCAGACACGCCUCUGUAUAUGGCGCUGUAUUUGCUAUUGAAGAUUUUGCGGCCUCAGUCGGUUUCGCCUUUGGUAUGUGUGUUUAGUUCCUUGCUAAACCAAUAAACAUGCACUAACAUAUUGAAUGCACUUUUCAUCGUCCUGAAGUCCAGGAUGAUUCUUGUCUCGUAUACGAAUCUAUAUAUAAUUGAAAUUUAAGAAGGAGGAAAUCCUAAAUGAUUUUUACCUGUUUUUCAUGUGCACUGUUUCCGAUUGGCCGUACAUCAGGGUUUCAAAAAAAUUUGCCAUAAGCGGUUGUCGAUGUUGUAAUGGGCGGUUGUAUUCAGGAAAGGGGUCGUAAGACGAAAGCAAAACACAAGAACUUGCUAGUACGCUGAACAGAUGGCAGUGAGAUGUCAUCUAGGCGACGGCAGACCGCCGGUAGUUGGCUUUUGUUGAAUCGUCUGCCCUGCAUUGACUUUUUUUUACGAGCUUUAACAUUUGCAUUUGCGUUAGUUCACUGAACGCUGGACAAGUUCGCGUUAGGUUUCGUAAAAGUGUUAUCCGUGAAACUUUUUCCUCUUUAGUCAGUUAAGGGUAAGCGUGAGUUGUUUUAACAUGUAUGUGUUUCAUAAAAAUGUUAUCUAUUUUCACUAAUGACCUUGAAGUAAUCGAAAUGUAAUUUGAUUUUUAGGACCACUUCUUGGAGGAGUAAUUGUAUCUGAAGGAAGUUUUCAAUGGUAGGUAGCUUUUUCAGUUUUAGUGGCGAAAUUCUACCGUAUUAUGUGAUCGUAAAAAGCUUAGUUUCCGGUGACUGGGGUUCUGAAAACCACGAAUACCUGAACAUCAUGAACUGCUACCUCCCUCUUUAUGAGGACUAAAGAAAUAAAGUUAAAUGCGAAAAGAAAAAAUUAUUUUUGCUUUCCUUUUUAAGGCUCCUCACUUACAAAGUCAGACUAUUUUCGCUAAACAUUAUCAGGGAGCCUUACAAUUUUCGUUUCUCCGACAGUUCCGAGACGGGUUGUUCACACAAUAUUCGGGAAACGACUUAAGGUUUCUAAAUUCUAUGCCAAACUAAACGAAAGCUGUCAAUUCUUGUACUAAACCAGUGAGUUAAAUUGGGAUGUAUAGCCAACUGCCCAUAACCUACAUACUACCUGUUCAAAAAAUUAUUUAUCCCCGAAAAAGUUGACGCUAUUUCGUCCUCUGCAUCGCGGCUGUUUCUUGUUUCUUGUUUCCCGUUUACUCUGAACCGUGGGCACUGAAAUUUUCCAGCGAACUUUGCAUUCGCUGCUUCAGGGUCAGACCAAAGCGAAGAUGACUGCUUUUACUACCGUUUCGGUGAAUGACAUGGAAAUGAAAAAAGGUAGAGCCCAGGAUAUAUUACACAGAAAUACCUCGAUUAGUUUAUGUUUAGUGUGUCUCUUUUAUCGCUUGUUCUUUCAGGCUUCUGCGUGGAUUAGCGAUUCUGAAUCUUUUCUUUGCUCCACUCCUUGUGUUUUUGAGAAACCCACCAGCCAAACAUCAAUUAUUGCAGAAUGAGGACACAGAAGGUAGAAUUGACAGACAUGUUACAAUUGUGGUAUUUAUUGUAUCCCAGAUGUCGUUUGAAAUAACUCGGCAGCGUCUUCCUUGUGGCGUUUUAAGGUAUUUUGAGCCGAUCAUAGAAAAUCUCCCUUACCUUGAACGAAGCCUUGAAACAAAAACAAAAAAAUGUAACGGAAGAGGCAUAUCCAAGGAUGGUUCAGGAUAAAAAAAAAAGGUUAGUACGGAUUGCAAAUUUUGACUUUUCGAAAAUUUUGGCUAAUUUGGACCCUAGUCCUUUGAAAUCCAUGGCCAGAAAACUUUCUGUAGCCAUUUGUAGAUAUUACUCGUUAAUUUUCAACUACCAGUUUAUAAAGAAGAUGUUACUGACUAAUUCUGAACUGAGUUACGGAAACUUCUCAUGGUUUUUCUUUAUUAUCAUAAUUAAAACAGAUGUUUAAACACAUUACGGAUUUAGCAGUCUUUAAGAAUUAGACCUUAUAUCAUAAUUUACAACGAUCAUUGGUGGCUAAUGGGCUUAACAUUUCCAAUAUCCUUUUUGGAUCGUUGCCAACAUGAUUUACCUUGUUCAGGAUAAUUUAGUUAACCCAAGUUCAAAAUCUGUUCAGUUUUACACUAUAGGAUGGUUUCGGUUUCAGGUAUUGAUGAACAAAUGGAGCCAGCAGAAAUACGAGAGAGCUGUGAAUGAGCGUGUGGAGAGAUUUGCCAGAAGGUAAGGUUCAGUAGUAGCUUACCUAAAAGUUCCAAAUUUUGUUGCGGUUAAACUAAUUAUAGCCGUCUCUUCUGCUGAAGUGAUCUUAGCGUUUUCUUUGCAAAAAAUAGAAAUCUUUUGAAGUACGGUUCAAGUGUUAGUUAGUGCUUCUGCUGUAAGUUGGGAGAAAGUUCGGGUUGCGCAACACUCGAAAGUCGAAUCAGUGAAUGAGCACUGAUGUGCUAUAUUUAUUUUCCUUCUGCAAGGCUUUCUUUGCUGUUAUUUUUAAACCAGUACAAAGGACUUUGGACUUUCCGGGUGCUGAAGUUCAGCGACACGUAGCGGGAGAACAAGUCAACAAUUCAUCCUGACAAAUACAUCUUCGAGAUCAUUUCAGACUAUUAAUGGCUUUAAUUAUAAGCGUAACAGAUAUUAUAAACGUCUAAUAUGCUAUCUGCCCCCUUCCUGUUGAUCUCAAUUUGUUUUCGUGCCUGGUGCUGACUGAGGGGGCAACACGUAUCGGAAAUUUAGAACGUAAUCCAUGUAAACAAGGGGAACUAAAUUUCCGUGUGAAAUUGAUCACUGCAGUGUUUUUGAGUUGUUGAUAUUUGUGAUGGCGGUUGAUCCAAAGGUAGAACGUUAAUUGUUGUUCACGAGCUAAGUGGCCUGUGAGAGAGUACCUCGGUUUGGUACUUCUCUUCCUUUUCCCCCCUCCCCCUCCCCCCUGAUGAGAUGCUGGUCCACAUUAGACCUUUAGCCCAUCAUCCAUAUCCCUCAAAGUUUGCGGAUCUUCUGGUUGGAGUGAGGCUCUUUAAGAUAAAAGGGUCUUACCUAAAAACACGACGCAAUCACCUCGGCCAAGAUUCUAACAUGAAUUUUUUUUCUCCGGAAUCAACCACGUUGACCAUUUUUCCCUUCAUUAGUCACUCACCCUUUCACCAAUUUAGAUAUUUGAAGACGUAAUCCAGUAUAUGACAAUGACAACCCCCUCCCUCACCCCAUCCUUUGCCUUAGAUACUGUGAUGACUAUUUUUUCUCUUGUGUAGAAACCGAGAUUGUUCAUUCCUACAGAAGAAUUGAAAGCCUUAUUUACAUCGGUGUUCACUUACUUGCAGGAAAAAAAUCCGAGAACAAGAACGGGGAAAAGACAGAACUGGCAGCUGGUGCUGUUCCAGCGUUUUAGUCUGGCUCAGAUGAAAUCUGAGUCGUAUUUUUAUCAGGAGAUUUCUUUCGGUCUGAAGUGGAAUUGGAUUCGUUCCUUCGCCACGCUUAAGCUGGACAUUUGAAAAAUAUUAAGAAAUUUAUUUAAAUGGUGUUUUUGAGCAAAGAACACUUAAACUAAACGUUCAAAACAAUUAUCUUAG